CUUUUUUCUCUCUUACAUAAACAACUUUCUCUAUCUCUCUUUCUCUCUCUUUUUUUUCAUAAUUGACACUAUUCUACUAUUAUAAUGUCACUUCAUCAUUUAAAAACGUUAUGUGAAAACCUACAAUCAAGUCCCAUUCUCAACACAGUAUCUCCAGCUUCACAUCCAAGACGAGCUGGUGUUGCAGCAAUAUUACGAUGGAAAAUUCAUAAUGAACAAUCAACAAAACUACUUGAUACCAUGUCUUUUCGUCGUCCAACAACAACAACGCAUUCUACACCCUUGACUCAAUUUAUAGAUCAAAUGACAUUAAUUCCUGGUGAAUUAGAACUCUUAUAUAUUCAACGUACAAAACGACCGGGUGAUUUAUGGUCUGGACAGGUAGCUUUCCCUGGUGGAAAGAGUGAAGAAAAUGAAACAGAUAUUGAUACAGCAAUGCGUGAAGUAGAAGAAGAAAUUGGUCUUGACUUGAGUGGACCUGACUUUCUCCAUUUGGGCAAAUUGGAUGACAAAACAAUUACAUCAUUGGAAAAUAAAUUUAUGAUGAUUUUGGUUCCUUUUGUCUUCUUACAACUGACACCAGAAACUCCUCCAUUGACAAUCCAACCAGAUGAAGUAGCUGCCGUUCAUUGGAUAAAAUUACAUUAUCUUUUAUCAACACCCGUCGUUGGUUAUGAUCCAUUCAGUACACAUAUUCCAGACACACAAAGACUCCUACAAAAUCCAAGACCAGGGAUUGUACAAGUACCAUCGAUUACUUUACCAGUUAAUACUGAUUCAACAACGACUAUUCACUCUCAUCGACAGAAAGAACAUCAUGAUGAUGGACCUGUGGUUCUCUGGGGUUUGACAUUACGUAUGACACAACAAUUGAUGGAAUUUGCUGCCAAUGAAAAACAAACGGAUGCCAUGGUGAUUACAUACAAUAACAAUAAUAAUGAUAAUGAUAACGGUAGAUACUAUCGUCGCAAUAAUCCAAUUGGGAAAUCAAGGUUGUAACUUUUUAUGGAUGGAAUAAUAGAAUAGUGUAACAUCAGAUGACAGUGUACAUGUUUAGAUGAUCCCGUCUCCUUAUUUUUUUUUUAAAAAAAAAAGAAAAGAAACUGAUUUUUUUUUUUUU
Molecule: messenger RNA, 1120 nt
Organism: Halteromyces radiatus
Lineage: Eukaryota; Fungi; Mucoromycota; Mucoromycetes; Mucorales; Cunninghamellaceae
Product: NUDIX hydrolase domain-like protein
Exons: 5
Coding region: 85-999 (304 amino acids)
Molecular function (GO): coenzyme A diphosphatase activity
Source: RefSeq, a predicted model, not a curated record